AAGGGAGGGGAGAGGAGGGGGGGGGUGAGGAAUUAGUAGGCAGGCCCUUUCUUCCUUCCCAAACGCCCGCCCAGGAGCUCCUGGAGGGGGUCAGAAGCUUUGGGAAUCCUCCACCACCACCCCAACCCGGAAGCUCGCUCCCUUUCCAGGCCAGCUCUGGAAGAUGGAAGACCAAAAGGAUGACCUGAGGAAGAUCGUCACAACCCUCGCAGUGAAGAACGAAGAGAUCCAAAAUUUCAUCUAUUUGCUCAAGCAGAUGCUUCAAAAUGUGGAGAGCAAUUCGAAUCGGGUUCAAGAAGACCUAGAAGCCGAGUUCCAAUCUCUCUACAUCCUGCUGGAUGAGCUCAAGGAAGGGAUGUUGAUGAAAAUCAAACAAGAUCGAGCCAGCCGGACUUACGAGCUGCAGAACCAGCUGGCAGCGUGCACAAAAGCUUUGGAAAGCUCAGAGGAGCUGUUAGAAACCGCCAACCACACCCUCCAAGGAGCUGAGAAUCAUGACUUCUACCAGGCUGCUAAACAGAUCAAGGACAGCGUGACGAUGGCCCCGGCCUUCCGCCUCUCGCUCAAGGCUAAAGUAACUGACAACAUGAGCCACUUGAUGGUGGAUUUUGCCCAGGAGCGCCAAAUGCUACAGACUCUCAAAUUCCUGCCAGUUCCCAGCGCGCCUGAGAUAGAUGUGGCUGAAUCGUUGGUGGCCGACAACUGCGUAACACUUGUUUGGAAAAUGCCGGAAGAAGAUAGCAAGAUCGACCAUUACGUGAUGGAAUAUCGCAAGACCAACUUUGAAGGGCCUCCACGGGUCAAGGAAGACCAUCCCUGGAUGGUUAUUGAAGGGAUCAGACAAACCGAGUAUACGCUGUCCGGGUUGAAAUUUGACAUGAAGUACAUGAAUUUUCGAGUCAAAGCCUGCAACAAAGCGGUGGCAGGAGAGUUUUCGGAGCCGGUCACUUUGGAAACAAGAGCCUUCAUGUACCGCCUGGAUGGCAGCACCAGCCACCUGAACCUCAAGGUGGAAGACCUGAGUGUGGAAUGGGACGCCAUGGGUGGGAAGGUACAAGACAUGAAAGCGCGAGAAAAGGACGGGAAGGGCCGAACCGCCUCCCCGGUUAAUUCUCCAGCCAGGUGUGUCCAGUCUCCGAAAAGGAUGCCGACAGGCCGCGGAGGGAGAGACCGAUUCACCGCCGAAUCCUACACGGUGUUAGGGGACACUCUGAUUGACAGCGGUGACCACUACUGGGAGGUGCGUUACGACCGGGACAGCAAGGCCUUUGCGGUGGGCGUGGCUUAUCGGACUUUGGGCAAGUUUGACCAGCUGGGCAAAACUUCUUCUUCCUGGUGCCUUCAUCUGAAUAACUGGCUGCAGGUCAGCUUCACAGCCAAACACAACAACAAGGCCAAAAUUUUGGACAUCCCAGUUCCGGAUAUUCUAGGCGUCUAUUGCAAUUUUCACGAAGAGCCCCCCUUUUUUUCCCUUUUCCUUCUUUUGCAGGAUUCCUCUCGUUCUACAACGCCAAAACCAAACAGUUGCUUCACACGUUUCGGGCCAAAUUUACCCAACCUGUUCUCCCGGCCUUUAUGGUGUGGUGUGGCAGCUUCCACGUCUACUCCGGUUUGCAAGUUCCCAGCGCCGUCAAAUGCCUUCAGAAGCGCAACAGCGCGACUAGCAGUUCCACUACCAGCCUCACUUAGUGACGCCCGUCACGUUCCUCCUUUCCAAGACGGAGAGACAGUCCAUUCACGGUCACAGACCCCACUGUAUUUAAAAAAAAACAAACACCACCAAUAUAUCUUCUUUUUUUUUUUUUUCUUCCAGGUUUUGGACCCAGGGGUCUCCAAACUUGGGAACUUUAAGCCUCAUGGACUUCAACUCCCAGAAUUCCCCAGGCAGCAUGGAGAGCGUGGUCCAUAAGUGGCACCCGCCUCUAUAAUCCUGGGAUACGAAGAUCCAUCUUCCAACUAUGGGACCAGAGACUUCUAAGGUGCCUGGAUCCAUAAUUCAUCCUAGAGGACGGAAACCAUAGAGAGGGAAUCUUUGGAAGUCCAGCUCCUUGGCACCAAGUCGAGGAAGCCAUUUUGAUGUCUUUCAAACCAAACAUGGCCGGCUGAGGAAUUCUGGGAGUUGAAGUCCACGCGUCUUAAAAUGGCCCCAGUUUGGAGACCCCCCCCUGCUUUAAGCACUCGUCGUGGAGACUUACAAGACGUUAGCUGGAAGAUAUUAGAUGAUUUAGAUGGGAUUGCAAAAAAAAAAAAAAAUGGUGCCCUUGAUGGAUUUUAAUCCCAGGGUUCCCCCUCGGUUAUCCGGUGCCGUCAGUGGGGUGACGAGAUGGCGCCUCUCGUGUAGCACGAAAAUUUGUUGAAAAAAAAAAAAAGGACAUUAGAAGCACUGUGCAUUCUCUGGUUUUCUGACCCCUCACACCCCAAAAUUUUCCCCAAAUUUACAGAGGCAAGCCACUCCCGUUGCAGAGAGCAAAAUUCUGCAAAAAUGAGUCUGCAAAACUCUUUAAUCUGGCCUGAAUGAAUUACUCACCCAAUCCAAAAUCUCUUUUCUUUUUUUGGGGGCUGGAUUUUGGAAAAGGGGAACGUUGCUUCAAAUGAUAAACAAUGGAUUUGUCUGAAUUUUGGCUGUCGGCUUGCGAAAGCUAGGUUAUUUCUUCCGAACGGUCUCGAGGGGAGAAAACCGUUUUUUCCGUCGCUGUUAUUCGAGUCAUGAUUUUAUCCGGAAGAAUAAACUAAGAUGCUAGUCCUCAAGAAGAAACCUAAGAUUCUAAUCCUAAAAAAAAAAAAAAUAGUUUCUAGUCCUCAAGAAUUAAAAAAAAACCCUAAAGAUUCUAGUCGCGAAUAAUCUAAGAUUCUAGUCCUCACGUUUCUGAAUAAAAGGCUGCUUAGAAAGGAAA
This is a messenger RNA of Pantherophis guttatus, 2894 nucleotides long. Lineage: Eukaryota; Metazoa; Chordata; Lepidosauria; Squamata; Colubridae. The record is from RefSeq and is a predicted model, not a curated record.